Tribolium madens (black flour beetle) is the source of this 1510-nucleotide messenger RNA. Its product is annotated as protein muscleblind-like. The coding region runs from base 887 to 1363 and encodes 158 amino acids. The record is from RefSeq and is a predicted model, not a curated record. NCBI's taxonomy places the organism in Eukaryota, Metazoa, Arthropoda, Insecta, Coleoptera, Tenebrionidae. Gene Ontology annotation, molecular function: metal ion binding. The transcript has 4 exons.
ACCGCUUAGCUUGCCCGCGACGCUUUCUCAGAACCAAUCUGUGUCAGUUUCGAGAGACGCACAUAUACACAUAACACUCUGUAUACUGUUCACAACGUAUAAAAAUUACAAUUAUUGUACUAUAAAUAAAAUUACAGUCUUUAAUUUGCUAUCUAGCGUGCUGUUCUAUACAACGACAAAUUUGAAAGGUGUCUAAUUGCUUUUUACAGUGAACCAAAAAUAUUUUCCGAGUGCGUCCGCAGAACGUCCAGGACACCGCCGGGAGUUUAAAAUUUUGUAAACAUACUUGGGAUUUCUGAUUUUGCUGUGGAAUUUUUUUUGUUUAACCAAUCUCUGUAAGGAUAGCUCUCGGCUUGGUUUUUUAAUUUUUCUUAAAACACCGGAUUAAUAGUUCUGGAAUGCGUGCUUAAUUUUGUUUGGUGGUUAGUGAUUUUGCUGGAGCCGGUACCUACUACAAAAAUCGUUUCGUCUGGAUUUCUUAUAUCGCUACCGAAGAAGUUAUCUGAAGACACCGGACUUGCAAUAUGCGCUAGAACCGACAAUCGCUUCGCUUUGCCUACCCGCUUCUCUGCAAAUUAUUACUCCGUUCAGAAGCUUUUCUGUACCCGCCGACCUGUCAGUAACAACGUCAACACAGAAAAACACAGAACAAAAGAGUACAAGAACGCAGUGACCCAAGUUUAUUUUUUAUAUCAUUUUCUAACAGUUUUAAGCAACGUACGUUACUCGUUGUGUCGUUCUUAAAACAAUUUUUCGAAAGGAUGGACAAUAAUUCCACUUGACUUCAUUUUGUGAACCACAAGCAUAUUUGGAGUGAAUCGUUGCGCUUCGUCCAGUGUUUUUCGCGUCCAAUUUGUAGGAAUUAUUGACAAAACGCCUUCGCGCAAUGGCAAUGGUUAACAUGAAUAAUUUACUUAAUGGCAAGGACUCCCGCUGGCUUCAACUCGAAGUCUGCAGAGAAUUUCAAAGAAACAAAUGCUCUAGACCGGACACUGAAUGUAAAUUUGCACAUCCACCAGCCAAUGUCGAAGUCCAAAACGGCCGCGUGACGGCGUGCUACGACAGUAUUAAGCAUUUCCUGGUUCAAAUUGCGAUUCAUUCAUCUGGAGGAACUCAUCUGUACGAGAUGGAAUUCUGCAGAAAAUUUCCCGAAGGGGUGGCUUGUGGGCGACUCAGGUUAUCCACAAGAACCAUGGCUAAUGAUAUCAUUUUAUCAAAACCAAAGUGGCAGACUUUUUUGUGUGCCGUUUUUUUCUCUGGACUUGGAGGGCUGAAGUCUCCGCAGUGGUGGCGAUACACGAGGUGGUGUCGAAGCACGACUUGUCGAAGGCAGGGAAAGGAAUGGAAGAGCAGCACCAGAUGAAGCAGUUUUGGCUGCAAAUUCAUCUGUUGUAGGAAUUGGAUCGUGGAAGUGUGUAAUGCGGAUAAAUUUGGCUCAUUAAAUAUAUUGUAAAUUGUGGAAAAAUAUAUUUGUAAUAAUAAGUAAAAAAUGUAUUAAUAAAUAUUGCUA